AUGGUCGAUAAUAAACACCGUAAUACUACAUUGAAAAAGCUGGCUCGCUGGACACCUUCUUCCUCACCAUCGCUAUCCAAUCGAGCCAGUGUGAUCCCACCACUUAGUAAUGAUGCACCUUUUGUCAAUAUUCACCAUGACAAGUUACAGCAAGGUGCACUUUAUAUCAUCAAGAUCAAGCAAGUCAGUUUGGCCAUGUUUGAGGGAUGGAAUGAUGAUAUGUGUUGCUUUUCAAUUCUGCGGUCUGAAGUAGAGCCUCUGAGAUGGUCAGAAGCAAGACAAUUACCUGGAGAUUUCGACAUCUACAAUGCAUUUGAUGAAUGUGGCAACCCUCCUAUUCAUUUGUGGUCUCGUUAUUUAAGAACAAGUGUUCCCAGCAACUGGUUUAGCAUGUUUGAAGAAGCUAAACGCAAGCAAAGAAACUGGGCCAUGCAUCAAGAACACAUGCAUCGUCAAAGCCUGGUCCAACAACAGCAAGAACAAGAGCAAGACUACUAUUAUCAACAGCCAGAAGAGAUCCAUGAUAACGUAAGCAUGCCUGCUUAUUCCAACACAGAUGUGUCAUCCAUGCACCUUAACGGCAAUACAAUCACGUCGCCCUCCAUUAUGGCUUCUACCAACGUCGUGGAUCCCAACCUGAUGAACGAGGAACUAGACAGCAAUGCAAGCAGCACUGCUACAGCAGCAGCAACAGCAAUCGCAGCAGGCGGCUUAUAUCACCAACCCUCUGCAACAUCAGUAAUGACCACCACUACAGCUAAUUCAGACAUGAAUCAUAGUAUCAGACGCCCCAUCAUGUCACCCACGCCAUCAUUGCAGCCUUCUGAACGCUCAAAUAGUAUCAUGGACAGAGAGCAAAUCCGUCGUCAUUUAGCGCCAGGACAAGCAACUGUAUCUAACCGACAGAUUGAAUCACCUCAACUGGUUCAUCACAGACCCAAGGAGUACAUUACUCAAAAUGAACCCACGCCGCUUGCUGCUCUGAAUGAUGACAAGAUGGAGUCCAACAUCUCGACUGCAGAAGUGGAUUUUCCUCAUGAUUCCGACCGCUUUUCCAUUCAUUCAGAAAGCAUCACUACCCAUACACCUAGUAGCCCACAACCACCCGCUCAGCAAAGAUCCUUGUCAAGCAAGACCAAUCAUAGUAAAAAUCGAUCUUCAAUGAAAAAGAUGAUUUUUGGCUAA
Molecule: messenger RNA, 1185 nt
Organism: Mucor velutinosus
Lineage: Eukaryota; Fungi; Mucoromycota; Mucoromycetes; Mucorales; Mucoraceae
Exons: 4
Coding region: 1-1185 (394 amino acids)
Source: RefSeq, a predicted model, not a curated record